UUCAUUUCGCCCAUGGGUGCUUUCCCUCUGAAUAGGCUCCCUCUCUCUCAUGGAAGCUACCCGUCACUCUCCUCUCACUCUCAACUCUGUUCUUCCUCCCAACUCCUCUUCUCAAUUCGAGCUUCCGGUACAGCUCUCAGAACCUCUCAAGAAUGGUGGGGACGAAAAGGCAGUUCCUCCCACUUCUCUUUCUCUCCCUCUCCGCCUUCUUCUUCCUCUUCUUAUGCCACUCCUACUUCUCCUCCCCUAGCCCCAACCCUUACCCCGAUUUCAUCCAUUCCCUUCCAACUCAUAAUAUUAACACUAAUCCUGGCAUUAUCAAUUCCCAGAAUUUCACUUUUAUAAUCAAAGUCCUCGCCUUCAACCGCCUGGACUCGCUCUCCCGCUGCCUCCGCUCCCUUGCCGCUGCCGACUACCUCUCUGACCGCGUCCAUCUCCAUAUCUACAUCGAUCAUUUUGCCCCCGUAAAAAAUGAUACCCUCGAAUUGGACGGUUCGCAUCGAAUUCUGAGCUUCGUGGAUGUGUUCGAGUGGUGGUUCGGAGAAAAGAUCGUGCAUUAUCGGACCAGGAAUGCGGGGUUGCAGGCGCAGUGGUUGGAGGCGUGGUGGCCGAGCUCUGACGACGAGUUCGCGUUCGUGGUCGAAGACGAUUUGGAGGUCUCGCCUCUCUAUUACAAAUUUCUGAGGAGAUUGAUCAUGAAUUUCUAUUAUAACGCUUCGAACUUUAGCCCCUCCAUCUACGGGGUUUCACUGCAGAGACCAAGGUUCGUCCCAGGUAAACAUGGAAACAAAAUACAAUUGGAUAGCAGAACACGACUUUUCUUGUACCAGAUAGUUGGCACCUGGGGUCAACUUCUCUUUCCAAAACCUUGGAAAGAAUUCAGGUUGUGGUAUGAUAAACAUAAAGUCAAAGGAAUCAAGCCAUUUCUUGAUGGGAUGGUGACAACAGGAUGGUACAAGAAGAUGGGAGAGAGAAUAUGGACUCCUUGGUUCAUUAAAUUUAUUCAUUCCCGUGGUUAUUUUAAUAUCUACACCAAUUUUUUAGACGAAAGAGCGCUCAGUGUCUCUCACAGGGAUGCUGGUGUUAAUUAUGGGAAGACAGCUGGGCCUGAUUCUCAAUUAUUGGAUGGAAACUCCCUUGAUUUCAGUCUUUUGGGAAUGCCAACCUUGCGUAAUCUUAAAUGGUUUGAUUUCUGUUUCAGAGAAGUACGCCCUGGAAGAAUUGUAGUGAGCAUUGAUGAACUUGGCCCUGUUCUUCAAGCUGUGCAGAAACAGCAGACCCUUAUUUUUAUAAGCCUCUUUGGAGUAUCAGCAUUGGUCACCAGGAGCUUGAUAUGUCACUUUGAGAGGCUAAACAUUUGGAACUACAUACUUGUGGGCCCUGAAUCUGACCUCCUGCUUGAUCUCGCAAGAAGGGGGCAUCCGGUGAUUAAUGCUGACAAAUUUUUUAGUAAUGUUAGAGAGCACAAAUCGAUGCCUUCUCAAUAUUCCAAGGCAGAGCCGAUCAAGCAGAUUUUAGUCAAGGCCUAUGUAAUCAAGAAGUGUUUGGAGUAUAGGUAUAAUUCUUGGAUGGUGGAUGGGAACAUGCUUUUCUUCAGUAGUGGGUUGUUUCUUGAUUCCAUUGAUCCAACCUAUGAUUUCUAUGUUGGGAACAGCUUAGAACUUUUAUAUGUCAAGGGCUCCCAUUCUGCUGAGACAUUCUGGGUUGGCAAUUUAUUAUCCAAGGUGGAAGCAAUGAUGAGCUCAAGGAAAGUCGCAUUGUCCAGGGAUGGAGUUAGUUUUGUGUACAUAACAGCUAAAUUAUUGGAACAAAAGGGUGAGAAGAUUAUGGGGGCUCGAUGAGAUAAGCUUUGGCAUAAAGAUUGUUACCGAAAAUGUGAAUCAAUCUUCUAUAAGGAAUGGGAAGAAGAUAGUUUUUUGGUCUUCUGAGAUAGGUCUAAAUAUAAUUCAAAUGCGGCUUCAGGAGUUGGGUAUGUGGAUUCUGGACAGUGACUCAUCGUGCAUGGCUGUUGCUUGCCACAGAUUAUAGCAUCUCUAAUGGAUCUAAACACUUUUAACAUUUUCUGUAAUCAAUGUGUACAAAAUAUUGCUCAAAUUCUUUUACACCCUACUACUUGAUAGGUUUGUCAAAUUUUCAUAGCACUAAUGCUCUAGAAUUGAUUUGCUCGGCCAGCAA
Molecule: messenger RNA, 2175 nt
Organism: Carya illinoinensis
Lineage: Eukaryota; Viridiplantae; Streptophyta; Magnoliopsida; Fagales; Juglandaceae
Exons: 3
Coding region: 153-1841 (562 amino acids)
Source: RefSeq, a predicted model, not a curated record